UCCGGUUAGCCUGGGAGAAUCUGAUGUGCUCAGUUUCUUGAAGGUUGAGGGUAAUUUUGCACUUACUGCUUGGUAAAUGUGUUAACUGGAAGUACAGAUGUGUAGAAUGUGUAGUUUAUUGGUGCUUUGCUGGAAUGAGGCGCAGCGCCGAUUGCAUGCGGUUGAUGUUAACAUUGUAGACGAAAACAAAAGACCACAGAGGGACUCUGCAAAAAGAGAACUCCCCCUUUUAUCAAAUAAACCCUCGGUGUGAUCAGUGCAAAUGGACUCACAAGCAAACUCGGGACCGGUGGUGUGUGAGGUCUGUGGAGCCUACUUUGAGUCACGACGAGGCCUGUCGAGCCACGCUCGCCUCCAUCUGCGCCAGCUCGGCGUGACUGUGUCAGAAAACAGCGGGGCUCCCAUACAGCUGCUCUACCAGCUUGUUCAGGAGAAAGAUGACUCUCUUCCGAACGUCAAACCAGAUGCGGCUGCACCUGUGUCUCCGCAGUUGCCUAAGAAAACGUCCCAGCAGGAGCCAAAGACACCCGCACCGCAGGAGGACACACCUACUUCCUCCAAGACAGUGGUGAAGGUCAUGACAACUCAGGGAUCUCCGUCCAAGCUGAAAGAAGCAGGAGCGUCUCUUUUCCCAUCUUCUCCCUCUUCUUCUAGACCAUCUGAGGGCAGCAGCUCAUCACUGUCAGAACCAAAAACAAUCACCAAGCCACUGUGGGCACCGCUGGAAACUGACGCCCCGAUUACUUUAGCUUCAGAAACGAACAGUGAGAUCCACGUCUGCCAGCUUUGCGGCUGCUGGUAUGAGACGCGAAAGGGGCUUUCUAGUCACGCUCGAGCCCAUCUCCGACAGAUCGGCAUCCCUGACAGCGACAUACAGGGUAGCCCCGUUGAGUUUCUGUACCAGAUCAUGAAGGAGCAGGACUUUGAGCCGAUCAGCAACUUGCAUCAUGAAGGGCUUUCAUCAAACAGUCCCUCGAAGUCCUCUAAACGUCCCUCUGAUUUUACCUCUCCUCCUGUGUCUCCUGCCACCAAACGGCCUAAAACGUCGGAGGAUUACACCUGCGUUCUUUGCGGGGAGAAGUUUGAGAACCGAAAAGGCCUGGGCAGCCACGCGCGCUCUCAUCUCAAACACAUGGGAGUAAACGACUUGGUUGGAAAGAGCUCCGCGAUCGAAGCUGUGCAGGAGCUGGUCAGCAGCGGGGUACUAGAACCAAUGCAUGCUCCAAAAACAUCCAGCACAGCCAGCUCAUCUGCAGCGCCGUCCCCAGCUCCGCCCUCUCCUGCAGUCCCUGCUCCGUCUCCAGCUGUGAGCCAAUCCAGGACCUCAUUUACCCCCACUGGUCUCUCUCCGAGCCCUUCCACCAGCUCUCACUCGCCUCAGCCUCCGUUAAACAGGGCGCCGAAGGCUAAGAAGGGAUUUCGACUAGCUGUGGACCCACUUCUUAGAAAACCAAAGCCUGAGCCUGUGGAGACAGAGAUUUCUGUUCAACCAAAGCCAUCCAGCGCAGACGGUAGCUCUUUCAUGCCGAAGUCGCCCACAGCAGCUGUUUCCACAAAACCUCCUCACUCAGACCCCCACUCUCCGCCAACGGUCCUGUGCGACUUCUGCGGGCAGCUGUUUGACACCCGGAAAGCGCUGUCCUGCCACGUUCGCGCUCAUCUCCGACAUCUCGGCCUCAACUGGUCAAUCAGAACCUCCCCGAUCGACCUUCUGAAAGAAGUCAUGCUGCGCCGUGAAGAAAGGAAGGAGUCGGUACCGAGCGGAUUUUCAGCAGCGGGCAAGGCAUCGUGGAGUACUCAAGGCUCCAAAAGGCCCCCCAGGGAGAGCCUCACAUCGAGGGAAGGAGCUUUCAACUCUUCAAUGCCUGUUGAUUAUUCAAUGAAAGACAAAUCUCCAUAUGGGAAAACUGGCGCCUCAAAUGUUGAUGCCACCUGUGAGCUCUGUGGAUUUGACUUUGAAAACCGCAAGGCGUUGGCCAGUCACUGUCGGGCCCACCUCAGACAGCUGGGUUUGUAUGAAUGGAAGGCGGAUGGAGCAACCUCGCCGAUCGAAACCCUCAGCGAGCUGAUCCGGCGAGACCCGAACAAGGUGGCAGAAAUAACCAGACGCUACCGCUAUGGAGAUCUUUACAUCAAGAAGUCCCAGAGAUCUGCUUCUUUGCCCUCGAUGUCGAUGAAUUCAGACGCUGUGCCGAGCAGCAGCCAGACCUCAUCUCUGCAGCAUCAUGAGCACAAAGCAAGCAGGAAGGACCACAGCAUCAGAACAGCAAGGGUGAUCCAUGCCCCUCAACAUGGAGUGUCGUCAGGGGAUGAACAUCGCCACUCACACUCUCGGCAGCCGUCACGGUCCGGCAGCAUCCCUGCUCUGCUGCCAAAGCCUCCCCUGACUCCACUGGUCAAGCUGGUGGGUAAAAUCUACUCCCUCAAGUGCAGGUUCUGUGAUGAAGUAUUUCAUGGACCUCUGUCUGUUCAAGAGAAGUGGAUCACCCACCUGCAGAAACACAUCCUGUCUCUGGGCUACAAGGGCAAAGAAGCUCCUCCUCCUGCUGCUGCUGCUGUUGCUGUUGCUGCAUCUGCUCCUUCAGCCCCUCCGACGCUCGUCCCCCCGGUAGCUGUAUAGACCAAUAAAAGUCACUAAACAGUGCUGUGAGUUUCUCAUUUCAAAUUCCAUUAGGAAGCAAAGUCUUUGUCAGCAUAAAAUAAAAGACAUGUUCUCUUCUUGUCCAUGAGAGGGCAGACAUGAGCCGUGUGAGAGAGAGAGACUGCUCAAUAUAAUCCACUCAGGUAAAAUCCAAUUUUUGAUACACAAGGCCACACGUCUGAUCAUAAAGUGUCCUCCUCAUGCUCUUAAAAGUUAUUUUUGGGCAAAUUAAAUGUCUUAUUUUGUAUGUUUUCUACUUACUGGUCUGGAUCACAUUUACAUUGUAUACUUUUAAAUUGCCUCAUGCAUUUAAUACCUUGUCAUUUAUGAUCUAUUUUAUGUUGAAAAUAUAUUUAAACGUUUUUCUGCUUUUUCAAUUGAAAAUGUUUUUAAAAAAUCAAAUUAUGUCACAUAUUUAUUUUUUUAAUAGUUUUUUGGUAAUUUCCAAACAACAUGCAUUAAAAGCUGAAUGACAAUUCAACAUUCAUUACUCAUUGUUUUGAUAAGAGGCUUCACUGAUAGUUUAUUAACAUCCUUUUCUACUGAGGUAAAAAAACAGCAGGUUGUUAGCCGUAUUCAUGCAUACCUUCCAUAUAUCCAGGGUGUUUUCUGUUGAGUCAAUUUUACCUGUAAAUAAAAUUUGUCAUGUUUA
Girardinichthys multiradiatus is the source of this 3293-nucleotide messenger RNA. Its product is annotated as protein Wiz-like. Gene Ontology annotation, molecular function: DNA-binding transcription factor activity, RNA polymerase II-specific; RNA polymerase II cis-regulatory region sequence-specific DNA binding. Gene Ontology annotation, cellular component: nucleus. Bases 263 to 2620 code for a protein of 785 amino acids. The record is from RefSeq and is a predicted model, not a curated record. Gene Ontology annotation, biological process: regulation of transcription by RNA polymerase II. NCBI's taxonomy places the organism in Eukaryota, Metazoa, Chordata, Actinopteri, Cyprinodontiformes, Goodeidae. The transcript is spliced from 9 exons.